This is a messenger RNA of Heterocephalus glaber (naked mole-rat), 3206 nucleotides long. The record is from RefSeq and is a predicted model, not a curated record. NCBI's taxonomy places the organism in Eukaryota, Metazoa, Chordata, Mammalia, Rodentia, Bathyergidae.
GCUCCUGACCAAGCUUUGGGUGAAAGAACUAAUAAAUGCUCCCCAGCCGGGAUCCCUGCACUCCGGGUCUCGACGGGAGGAGACUCAGGCCGCGCUCCAGCCUCGCCCCCUCCCCGCCGGUCGUGGCGCCCUGAGCCCCCUUUCCCGCGCCCCCAGCUGCGGGGCGGUUCGCCCAGAAUCGCGGCCAACUUUUCCGCCCUGGGCUUGGGAUCCUGGACUCGGGGGCCUCCAGCCUGCCCCAUUCCCGGGUGCCCUCUCCGGCCGCCUCCGGACUAGGAGACCGAAGCCCCCUUCCCGCGUCCCUCCCUCUCUCUCCAGCCCUUUUGGGGAGGAGCUCUUCCUGCUCCGGAGAGUUCCCGGGGUCACCGCCUCGCCGCUCUCGCCGUCCUGGUCGCCUUCACCUGGAUAUAAUUUCCGAGCGGAGCUGCCCCAGGAUGACCACGCUGGCCGGCGCAGUGCCCAGGAUGAUGCGGCCCGGCCCGGGGCAGAACUACCCACGCAGCGGCUUCCCGCUGGAAGUAUCCACCCCACUUGGCCAGGGCCGGGUCAACCAGCUCGGAGGGGUCUUUAUCAACGGCAGGCCGCUGCCCAACCACAUCCGCCACAAGAUCGUGGAGAUGGCCCACCACGGCAUUCGGCCCUGCGUCAUCUCCCGCCAGCUGCGCGUCUCCCACGGCUGCGUCUCUAAGAUCCUGUGCAGGUACCAGGAAACGGGCUCCAUCCGUCCUGGUGCCAUUGGCGGCAGCAAGCCCAAGCAGGUAACAACGCCUGACGUGGAGAAGAAAAUUGAGGAGUACAAAAGAGAGAACCCGGGCAUGUUCAGCUGGGAGAUCAGAGACAAAUUGCUCAAGGACUCGGUCUGUGAUCGAAACACUGUGCCCUCAGUGAGUUCCAUCAGCCGCAUCCUGAGGAGUAAAUUCGGGAAAGGCGAAGACGAGGAGGCGGAUCUGGAGAGGAAGGAGGCAGAGGAAAGCGAGAAGAAGGCGAAACACAGUAUCGACGGCAUCCUGAGCGAGCGAGGCUCAGCACCCCAGUCCGACGAAGGCUCUGACAUUGACUCUGAACCAGAUUUACCGCUAAAGAGGAAGCAGCGCCGGAGCCGGACCACCUUCACAGCAGAGCAGCUUGAAGAACUGGAGCGUGCUUUCGAGAGAACCCAUUACCCUGACAUUUAUACCAGGGAGGAGCUGGCCCAGAGGGCAAAACUCACUGAGGCCCGAGUACAGGUCUGGUUUAGCAACCGCCGCGCACGAUGGAGGAAACAAGCUGGGGCCAAUCAACUCAUGGCUUUCAACCAUCUCCUUCCGGGGGGAUUCCCUCCCACUGCCAUGCCGACCCUGCCAACAUACCAGCUGUCGGAGACCUCUUACCAGCCCACGUCUAUUCCACAAGCUGUGUCGGAUCCCAGCAGCACCGUUCACAGACCUCAGCCACUUCCUCCAAGCACCGUACACCAAAGCACUAUUCCUUCAAACCCAGACAGCAGCUCUGCCUACUGCCUCCCCAGCACCAGGCAUGGAUUUUCCAGCUAUACAGACAGCUUUGUGCCUCCGUCGGGGCCCUCCAACCCCAUGAACCCCGCCAUUGGCAAUGGCCUUUCACCUCAGGUAAUGGGACUCCUGACCAACCAUGGUGGGGUGCCUCAUCAGCCCCAGACGGAUUACGCACUCUCCCCUCUCACUGGGGGCCUGGAACCCACCACCACGGUGUCUGCCAGCUGCAGUCAGAGACUAGACCACAUGAAGAGCUUGGACAGUCUGCCAACAUCUCAGUCCUACUGUCCACCCACCUAUAGUACCACAGGCUACAGUAUGGACCCCGUUACAGGCUACCAAUAUGGGCAAUAUGGACAAAGUGCCUUUCAUUAUCUCAAGCCAGAUAUUGCUUGGUUUCAGAUACUUUUGAGCAUGUUGGACAAAAGCAGUGGAGAAGAGGAAGAUCUGGGACAAUUGAAAAACAAAGGCAACAUUGUAAGGCAAUGGCUUAACCUGGCUACAUAUCAAAAUAUCCCAACUCUUGAUUGCCGAAGAUCAAGGAGCUGAAGCAUUCCAUUUUGUGUGUGUAUGUGUGUGUAUCUGAGAUUUAUCUGGACUGAUCUGAGCAAUCAGAAUGUUCUAAAAUAUAGUAGGAGAAUAUUCUAAAGUAUAACAUGUUGGAUGUCCAAGGCUGAUACUUCGACAACUUUAAAACUGCUCACUUAAUGAAGCAGGAAUGGAGGAAUCCUUGACUUUUACACACUGGAAAUUGAUAUCAAAAUAAUUGCCACCAUAUCUUAGGAAGCUAGACUAGAUGUAAAGGACCUCCCAAAUAAAUUAUUUGUUAUUGUAUCCUCAUUUGUAAUCUAGUUGUCAAUACAUGUGCUGGACGCACAUCUUGCCAGUAGGAUGUGGGGUAACAGGAAGGAAAGCUUGUUUUCUUUUCCAGUUUUGGGAGAGGGGUAAUGUUUUCCUAAGUCACAUUCAUUUGGAAGCCAACCUGGGCAGGGAGAAGGGCAUGGUGGAGAGGAGGUGACAGGCAUUCACUUAUCUGCUUAUCGGUGUGCAAUACUGUGUACCUCACAGAUGCUUUGGCCAUGGCCAAGGUGACAGAAACAAAAUCAGAACUAUAUUUUUGCAGGUGCUUUUAUUUUUGCAGCCCGUAAUUCAUUGUGGUAGAAUACAGUGAUGUUUGCUAUUUGCUGGACAACUGACCCCUGGCUUGCUCCUUUGAUUAGAGACUAUGUUACAGAAUAAUGCUUUUAAAAAUGAUUUCGUUUACAUUCUUCUCUUUUCUAUGAAAGACAGGGCAAAAACAGGUCAUGUGGCUCUCAUGUACUUUUAAAUUAUACAGUGAUAUCCAAUAUUAAAAGAUUAUAGGAACUGAGGUUUACAUAUGUAUGUGUGGUGACAUUUCAGAAUGUCAAUAAAUUUGUUCUUUGAAGUGUUAAGAGGAACAAGAAGGUGGGAGGCAGUGUUAUUUAUUUCUUCCUAUUCUCCGAACCGUGAAUGAGGUAGGCACAAAUCCAUUCCUGUUAGUGGUGAGAACUAUGACGUAGUGAGUUAGCAAACCUAGGCUUGGUGCUGAGUUUAGUUCCUGUAGUGGACAAGGGUGAUAGAAAAGAGAAGUAGUAUCUUUGUGUUGCAGCCUCAGUCAACAACAAUGUGUUGUAAAAAUGUCUUUCAUGUAAAAAGUGCAGUAAAUAUUUACUAUUUAUAAUGAAUAAACAG